AUGUUGCCGCAGGAAUCGAUUGCUAAAUUCAAAUGCAAAACGUUUACAGACUGUAAAACGUGCACUCUCGACAAAAGUUGGAAUGAAGAAAGAUGUCAGUGGUGUCCUCUAGACCGCGAAUGUCACGACCCAUCUUCUUCUGAGAAUCCAUGUUUGAAAAAUUUAAAUAUUGUAGAUCCAAAAUUGUGUAGGGAAAAUAAGUAUGGAAAAUAUGAUCCUCAUUCUGCUUUUUUGCAUACACUUAUGUCCGCUGCUGCCUACUCGAAGGACCCAAAGAUGUGCCUGCAGAAAAUGAACGUUACUAAAGAUUUUGAAAUUAAAGACAUUAUCAAACACGAUUGCAAAGAUUUACCGCUAUUUACGUACAAAGAGUGUGUUGCCUAUACUGCAGUUUCUCAUACACAUAGAGUUAUUACCCUUGCUUUCAGGGGGACACGCACUCUGAGCUCACAAAUAUUUGACCAGAUAAUUUCUGUACUAACUAUUCCUAAAGUUCCAUUCCCAACCGGUGGGAAGGUUCAGCGUUAUUUUGCUAAUGCUCAUAAAAAGUUGUAUAAUGAUGUUAACGCAAGCGUCACAACCCUGGUCAAAAUGUAUCCAGAAUACAACUUUGUGGUUACGGGUCACUCGCUGGGUGGCGCACUCGCAACUCUUGCAGCUGCUACCUUUGCAUAUCAACAUGUUAUUCCGUUACGCAAUAUGUCUAUAUACACCUUUGGACAACCCAGGGUUGGUGAUAAAAACUUUGCUUUCAAUUAUGAUCGGUUGGUAAACAACAGCUGGAGAGUGGUCCACAAUAGAGACAUUGUUAGUCAUUUGCCACUGUGUAGUCUAUUUUCUGGUUGUUCCACGCCUGAAAACGGACCGUAUCACCAUCGAACAGAAAUCUUUUACCCAAACGUUACCAUGAAAAAGGACUCUUUUUAUAAGGAAUGUAGAGGAGACGAUUCUUACAAUUGUAGUGAUGGGAUGAUACAGAAGAAACCGUGUACAUUCGAUAUUAAAGAUUGUCUUACAUACCACAUGAACUACUUCAGUCUCCACGUAGGCAGACUUUGUGAUCAUGUUUUGACAAGAAAGUGA
Messenger RNA from Ruditapes philippinarum (Manila clam), 1083 nucleotides. Its product is annotated as lipase ZK262.3-like. The record is from RefSeq and is a predicted model, not a curated record. Gene Ontology annotation, biological process: lipid metabolic process. Lineage: Eukaryota; Metazoa; Mollusca; Bivalvia; Venerida; Veneridae. The coding region runs from base 1 to 1083 and encodes 360 amino acids. The transcript has a single exon.